This is a messenger RNA of Gregarina niphandrodes, 13158 nucleotides long. RefSeq names its product putative dynein heavy chain. Gene Ontology annotation, biological process: microtubule-based movement. Gene Ontology annotation, cellular component: dynein complex. The coding region runs from base 1 to 13158 and encodes 4385 amino acids. Gene Ontology annotation, molecular function: ATP hydrolysis activity; dynein light intermediate chain binding; dynein intermediate chain binding. The record is from RefSeq and is a predicted model, not a curated record. NCBI's taxonomy places the organism in Eukaryota, Apicomplexa, Conoidasida, Eugregarinorida, Gregarinidae. The transcript has 3 exons.
AUGGAAGAAAGCCUGAUCUCAUAUGUAGCGGACAUUGGUUCAUUGUUGACGGAGUUGAGUCAUGAUGAGAUUAUUGAGUCCUUCAAGACAACAGCUUCGGACAAGAGUCCCUUGGAUUCUGGGCCGCUGGAUCCCAAGACGUUAGACAAUAAGGCACCGUUGGUGCAAGGCAGCAGCCUGGGUCAAAAAGUGUCCGGUGUGGGGGAGGUAGCUAGCAAGUUUAUGCGCGACCCGGUGAUGCGAGUGAUGUUCUUGUUUGUUGCGGCUGGUUUGAAGACGGCAUCUUUAGGGUUAAGUUUGACCCGGGACAGUUUUGCCCACAGUGUGAUCGCGAUAAUGAAGCGGGAGAGCGUGGAGGACCUACGAGAGGAGGUGGAUUUGAGAGCUCAGUUACAAAUCAUGAGUUUGGCGAGUCACGGUUACAGUUCCUUUUUGGAGACUCUCGAAAGUUUGCUGCAGCAUACUUUGAAGCCAACGCUGGUGGAGGACGGCGCUAGUGGGGGUGUUCUGGGUUCUGUGAAGAAGAAGGCGCAAGAGCUGUGUGUGUCUAUGCAUAUGGUUCAGCAGAGUGACGGGAUUCCGAAGGUGAGUAUUGUGGCUGACAAGGCCGUCCAUGACGUGGCUGUCAAAGUAUGGGGCGCUGAGGCGGCAGAGGGCGGCAAGGCGACAGAGGUGGGCCCGGAGAUCGUGGUGAAAGUGCCGCAAUACAACAAAAAGGAGUAUGUGGACGAGUUGCAGGAACAGCUGAACCAGUGGAAUGAAAGCAUUGCUGCCUUGACAACCUUCGACGACAAGUGCAAGACCAAAGCGAUUGAUGAGUUGAGCUACUGGCAGUGUCUAGAAGACACACUAUCGGAACUGGUUGACCGCCUUGCAGCCCCGGAAGUGCGAUUGCAAGUUGCUGUUUUGGUCAAGAACCACCGGGCUACCAACUAUCUUGAGAACCUAGAGCCUAAGGUGAAGCGAGCAUCUAAUGAUGUCCGGGAGAUACGCGAGUUCGUUACUAAGGUGCCGCUUGAUAAACUCGCCGCGGCUGAUCAACUGGGUCAAAUCACCGAUGCCAUAGGCGACAUUUUUCAAGCCUUCCAUCAUGUACAUCAACUCCGCAAAAAAUACUCAUAUCAACGCGCAUCCUCUUUCCUAGAAGCAACAAGCCGUAUGAUGGUGGAAAGGACAGUGGAUAUACUUGUGCAGCAAGACUUCGUUACUUUCAAAGGCUCUUCGCUGAAUCGUGACCUGGCAAAGAUUUUUGACACGUGGGAUUCGGAGUGGAGAACCUACUCGCAAAGGAUGAGAGAGAACCUGAAGAAGGAUGGCGAUAAUACUACAGGACACAUAUACCAUAAGUCGUUCGCUCACCUGACCUUGAAGCAACGAGUCGAGAGUCUCAAAGAUGUGCGAAAAAACUACGACAAGGCUACUGAAGUACUUCAAUUUGCACUUAGACAUGGAGGCAUGGAAGACGGCCUACCGCGUGAGGAUGUGAAUGAGACUAUGGAUAUAAUCAAAGGUCUUCAAGCUGCUAUAUACCCGAUCAAUAACAGUAGCUUUUAUGAUCUGAGUUUGAAAGGCGAAGAGAAUUGGAAAGCGGCUGUAAAGGAGUUCGGAGAUAACAUGGAUAAAUGCCACAAAUUCAUAGCAGAAAAGAUAGGUCAUGAGGUCGCCGGAACGAAGAAGUCCAACGAUUUAUUGCAAAUUUUCAGGGACUACAACUCGUUGCUAGAUCAGCCAAGGAUCAGAAAGGCAGUAAAGUCCAGUCAAUCGCGUUUCGUUAAGUCUCUGGCAGAAGAGUUUCGCUCAAUCGAUAAGGAAUAUCGCGAGAGGCAAACCCAAGGAUGCGUGCCUGCCCGAGUGUGUGGCAUAUCUGACUCUGCCGAUUAUAUCAAGUGGUUACAACAACUUGGUAAGAGAGCGGAAUUGUUCAAGGUAAAAAUGGGCAUUGUACUAGGAGACUCUUGGAGUAGCACACAGGACGGCAAGGAGCUGAGAGCAAAUGUAGAAAAAUUCCAAGAAGGUCUAAACUACGCCAGUUCACCUGCAGCCUAUCUUGGACCAGACAAAACAGAGUCGUUUCCUGUCGACAAAGCCAUCUUUGACAUAAGAGACACCACCAAAGGGGGUGCUCCCAGCUAUGACAUAAAGCUCAGUGUCAGCGAGGAGGACAUGGACCGUUGUAGAACUCUCCGGCUUGUAGGCCCACCGACAAGCCGGUCCAUCAAGAUGUACACAUCAGGUUACCAGGACAUUUACAGCGGCUAUUAUCAAAUCAAAGAAUCCUUAGAGCUCUUGAAGAAAACCGAACAGACCUUCAACCAAGGAAUACGUGAUGCUGGCGACAAACAGUCUUUAGAAGCCAUCAAGGUGUCUCUGGCACCCUUUUACAACAAGUUGACUACCAUUAUCAAAAAGGGCGCGACCUCAUCCAAAUGGGAAAACGGCGGCGUAAAUCUCGCUGAUGACUUUUGCGACGCGGUCGCUGAUAUUGAGGCACAGUACUACCAUAUGAGACAGCGAUUCACUAAAAUCAAUCAACUUGUCAACAAACUCGCUAUAAUCCCGUUGCACGAAGACUAUGAACUGUUCAGUAAUAUUAGUACUCAAUUAGAGACGCAGUUUAACGAGAUUCCAGACGCUGAUCUCUCCGUGAUCGUGGAGACACUGAACUCUGACUUACUGAAUUGUUUGCGCACACGUGUGCUGGAGGCAAUUGGGCUUUGGAGAAAUGAUUUUACAAAUGUUGCUGUGAAAUCAAAGUUAUUCAGGGAACCGUUUAUCGUAAAUGCCAUGGUUAGAAAGCGCCAGAUCAUUUUUGAGCCGAAUGUUGGUCAGAUUGCGCAGCAUUGGUAUGAUGAUUUCCAUAGGACACUACGUAAAUUGAUGAUUUUCCAGAAAUUUACCUUGGUGAAGGGCCAGAGAAUCCCAUUCGAGGCACUGACCGAGUUUGCCAGCCCUACCGAGUUGUCUGGCGCAUAUUUAGCGACUUAUCAAACAAUUGAGGGUCAUGUUGAAAGCAUGAGAUCUGACCUAGAUUAUUUCCGCGGAUUUACGAAUCUUUGGGUCAAUGAUUUGACAUCGAUGAUAUCUGAGGAGCGCCAGAACGACUUGAGUGCAUGGCUCGAGCUGAUGAAUGCGUUGAAGGAGUUGAAGAACGAUGUUGGCAAGAUGCCGGGUAGGAAAUCCUUUGGCUACACAGUGCUGAAUCUGGCGAUGGUUAUCCCGCGGAUCAAUGAACAGAUUGAGCGACGGGUAAAAGAGCUGGCGCAAAUCCUGGCUAGUAAGCUUGACCGUGCAAUUGUGCUGACCCGUGAGAUCGCGAAUUCGACGAGGCCGGAACUGGAGGCAGUGAAGGGCCUUGACAAUGUGACGUUUAUCAGGCUACGGGCGUUGGACAUCCGACGCGAAGAAGACUGCAAGGAGUAUUGCGACAUGAUUGGUUGCAUCUCUGAUUUGCUAAGUCAGUUUGAAAAGGCGUCGGUAACGAUUCAGAGCCACAGCGCGGUGGUUGAUUUGUUGUUAGAUGCGCAGAACGCGCUGGCAGGUCACGAGUACAAGCUCUCUGUGCCGGCCGAGCGGGCGGUGGGCGAAUGGUUUACCUGCACGCAGGUGAUGCAGAAGAAUGCUGCGGCGCUGCAAAAGAACAAGGGCAUUGUACAUGACCAGUUGCGUGUGGCGGAGGAGCAAGUGGAGCAGGGUUUUGCGGCGUUAAAAGAGCACUGGCGCAACCGGAUGCAGCUCGGUGGCAGCGCAGACCCGGUGGCCGCGGUGGCUAGCUUGCAAGAAGUGGAGGCGCAGAAGGAUAGUUUGCAUCAGUGUCUCACAGUCCUAAAUAAAGCGCGCGAAGUUCUGCAUAUGAAACAGGUGGACAAGACUCAGGAGUUCGAGGAGCUAGAGAUGGACAUUGCCGGGGUGAAGGGUGUGUGGGACGAGUUGGGUCGUGUCUGUGCCCAGUUGGAGGACCUGAAGAACACGGACUGGGCGAGUUUGGUUCCACGGAAGAUGCGGGCGCAGUUGGCUGCGUUAGAGACCGAGAUGAAGCAGUUGCCAGCUUCGGUGCAGGAGUACGAGGCUUGCGAUACGUUACAAGAGAAGAUCAAGUACUAUGUGAGCAUCAAUACGAUCAUCAACGACUUGAAGAACGAAGCAGUCAAGGAACGGCACUGGAAGGAGGUUGUGGAGUUGCUCCACAUCCACAAGGACGUGGAGGAGCUAACGUUGGGCGACUUGUACGACGCCAUGAGCCGCGGGGCUGAGGAGGACCGGAAGCUCGUCCUGGACCGUCUGAAGGAGUUAUUGGUCAAGGCGCGUGGUGAGCACAGUAUUCUGGCGUACAUGCAGAAAAUCAAAGAUUACUGGAACGAAACGAGCAUCGACUGGGUGGACUACAAACUGCCGGCCGGUCUUGGUCCGAUGGAGAGCCGCAAGGAAGGGCGUGUGGAUCGCAUGGAGUCGCGUCUUGCAGGCACAGGUGAUCAUGGCAAGAAGAGCGUCCUGAAGCUCAUGAUGAACCUGGAAGACGUCUAUGAGAAGUUGGAUGAGGAUAUGGAUAUGCUGCGAUCUAUGACAAUGAGUAUCUACAAUGGAGAGUACAUUGGGGAUAUACAGUCCUGGGAAUCGAAGUUAUCUAGUCUCAGAAUCCUCUUAGGUGAAUAUGAGGAACUCCAAAGGAAAUGGUUAUAUCUGAUGAACAUAUUCAAUAGCAGUGAAAUUAAGACGACGUUGGCAGAAGUCUAUCCCAAGUUUGUUGGUGUCAAUCGCGACAUUACGAGCAAUCUGUACUAUAGUCUAAUAAAUAAGGAAUAUUACAUAAAUAUUGAUGUUAAGUUGAUACAAUUAAUCACGAAAUACAACGAGUCAUUAUCAAAUAUUCAGAAGAACAUCUAUAAGUAUUUGGAGAACCAAAGGAACCAGUUUCCUCGAUUUUAUUUCAUUGGAGACGAUGACUUGCUAGAGCUUAUUGGUCAUUCUAAAGAUUUGAAUAUUAUUCAGAAGCAUAUUAGCAAGAUGUUCUAUAACAUCCAAAAUGUGGAAACGGACUUGAGAGGCGAUAUAAUAUCAAUUAUAAGUGCAGAUGGAGGUAAGGUUGUUUUGGAAAAAGAGGUGAAUAUAAGAGACAGUAGUGUGAUUGAAUGGUUGAAUCAGUUGGAGAGACAGAUGAAGGAGACUUUACAGAAGAGUUUAGUUGAUGCAUUGGUCGAAUAUGCUAAUGGUAGUUUAGAUACUGGUAUGGAUGAGUUGAUAGAAAUGGGUGCGGAGCUUUAUCCAUGCGAAGUUGAUCAGUUGAAUUUGUUUCAUGAGUGGUGUAACAAAUAUCCUCCUCAGAUAACGAUUUUGGCGUUGCAGAUUUUGUGGACUCGAAGUACUGAAGUUCAUAUACGGAAUAAGACAGUUGGUGAAUUUUUUGCUCGGCUUGAACUGGCAUUAGGUGAGAUAUCUGGCUUAGUAUUCAAGAUUGGCGACGACAGUUCUGUCCGUGUCCGUCACCACAAUCUGGUAACGGAAUUGGUACAUCAACGUGACGUAUUACAGCUGUUGGUUAAGGCUGGUGUGUCGAGCGUCAAGGAUUUCGUGUGGCUGAAAUACACCCGCUUUUAUCUCGUGUAUGAUCUGGCUGUGGUGCGUGUAUCUUCCGCCAGUUUUAACUACGGUUACGAAUACCUAGGUUUGACAGAACGGUUGGUGCAGACGCAAUUGACUGAUAAUUGCAUACUGACUAUGGGCGAGGCACUGCACUUACGACUUGGUGGUAAUCCUUUCGGUCCUGCAGGAACGGGCAAGACCGAGACUGUCAAAUUCUUCGGACAAACUCUAGGUCUCUUUGUGCUCGUUUUCAACUGUGACGAAACCUUUGACUUUUCGGCCAUGAACCGCAUAUUAAGCGGCCUCUGUCAAGUCGGCGCUUGGGGGUGUUUGGACGAGUUCAACAGACUCGAGGAAAAAAUAUUGAGUGCUGUUAGCGAACAAAUCCUGAUUAUACAAAGCGGCCUUCGACAAAAGAAAACUUCUAUCAACUUACUGAACGUACAAAACGCCAAGACGGCUCAUAGCAUACAACUCUCAGAGAAUGUGGGCAUCUUUGUUACUAUGAAUCCUGGUUAUGCCGGACGUAGCAACCUGCCAGAUAAUCUCAAACAGUUAUUUAGGGAAUUUGCCAUGGUUGCACCGGAUAAAACCAUGAUUGCAGAAGUUAUCUUAUUUUCACAGGGCUUCACUACCGCUACUAAGUUGGCCCCCAAUAUCGUACAGUUCUUCGAACACUGCCAUCAAACUCUUAGUCAUCAAAGUCAUUACGAUUUUGGACUCCGAGCGCUCAAAAGCGUCCUGAGCGUCGCGGGCACUGUGAAUAGACUCUUCGCCGGCAACAAAGACGAGCCGGCCAUGUUGUUGAAGGCGUUGAAUGACUCAAUUCUGUCUCAGUUGGUCGCGGAAGACGUGCCUAAGUUUGAGAGCGCCCUUUCCUCCCUGUUUCCCAACCGUGAACCGUUACAUACAGACGAUGAGCAAGCAAUGGUUGAUUGCGUGCAUAAGGCUUGCCAAACACUGGGCUACUCCGUGGAUGACAACUUUAUAAACAAGAUUCUCCAGCUGUACCGCGCUUGCCUGAUCAGACACGGCAUCAUGCUGGUGGGACCAACCGGCUCGGGCAAAACUGCCGCUCUCGACACCUUCAUACUCGCUACACAAAUGCUACAGAACAUACCAACAGUCAAACAUCUAAUUUCACCGAAAGCAAUGGACAAGAAGAACUUGUUCGGUACACUCAACAGCACUUCUCUGGAAUGGUGGGAUGGUAUCUUCACAUCAACUUUACGAAAAGUUAUGAACAGUAAAAAAAUCAACUUCAUUGUGUUCGAUGGAGACGUCGAUCCGCAGUGGGCAGAGAACUUAAAUUCCUUGCUGGAUGACAACGCUCUCUUUACCUUGCCGAGUGGCGAAAGAUUCAAAAUUAAUGAUCGCAUUAAAAUCAUCUUUGAAACAGAUUCGCUGAAGUUCGCCACGCCUGCCACAGUUAGUCGUUGCGGUAUGCUCUACAUGAACGAAAGACAGCUGAGCGUGAAUGAGGUGAUUGGUUACAAGAUUGACCGUUUACAGAAGGGCAACAUGAGUGAGAAGUCGGCUGCGCAUCCGGCUUCCCUGAAGACGCCGGGUCAGGUAUCGUACGCGGGCAGUAGCGGGAUCACAGGCAGCGCAAGCCUGAACAUGGGCAACAUGAAUAUGGGUAGUGUGAACAUGGCUAGCAUGGGCAGUAUGAGUAUGAAUGGCGGGAAUGUGAAUGGCGGUGGCAUGCCCCCAGUCGUGGGUUACGAUGAAGGCAUUUCGGUCGGAGGUGGUGACCUGCGUAGUUCAUAUUGUGACGUGUUGCGUUCGGUCAUGGUGGGUCAGUCGUUAGUGGCUAAGUGUCUGGACGCCGCUAGUGGCUACCGCCACGUGGUGCCUUUUACGCGCAUUCGGGUUGUGGAGAACCUGUUUUGUCUGUUGAGUUAUCACAUCACUUACUUGACGGAGGAGGCUGUGGAGUCGUUAGACGCCCGAACGUGUGUGUUGCGCGCGCUGAGCAUCUUCAUCGUAUGGGCGUUCGGAGCUUCCAUCCCAAUCGCAGGUCGGUUAUCAUUUGCGAAGGACGUGGAACGCAUCUUGGUGGGGACGGCGGAUGAUGUAGACUUGAGUCCCCCGGAGGGUCUGGCUUACCUACAAGUAAUUCCGGACCUGGUGACGGGUGCUUGGCGGGUGUUGAGUGAGUCAUUGAGUGGCUUGAGCCACGGCGGCGGAGUGAUCGAAACGAGCGAUACAUUGGCGCAUAGUUUCGUGAUUAAUGCAUAUCUAAGUUCGGGUUCAUCAUUUAUUCUCUGUGGCCCACCAGGCAGUGGGAAGACGAUGACAUUGACGGCGGUCUUACAGGCACAUCCGGCUUUCGAUGUAGCGAUGCUGAAUUACUCAAGCGGGACGACGCCGGAAACGUUGAUGAAAACGUUUCACCAUUAUUGCGAGUUUGUUAAGACAACUGCAGGCUAUACGAUGCGGCCUAAACAAGUGAACAAGAAGUUGGUGAUCUUUGCAGAUGAAAUUAAUCUACCACAACCUGAUGAGUACGGGACACAGCGAGUGAUUUCAUUAAUGCGCCAGAUCGAAACAACACACUGUUUCCACAUGCCCGUAAAGGGCCAGUGGACGCGAGUAGAGGUAGAGCGGGUACAGUUUGCAGGUGCCUGUAACCCUCCCGAAGAUGCAGGCCGGCAUCCAAUGAGUGAUCGUUGGUUGCGUGUCGCACCAUUGGUCUUUAUCGAUUUCCCAGGGGAGGACUCGCUUCUGCAAAUUUACGGAACCUUUAUGAGUCAAGUCAUGGCUAGUACACAACAAUCCGAGCUGGCGAGUCCUCUGACCCGCGCCAUGGUCGCUUAUUACCUUCAGAGUCAACGUCGAUUCUCCACGGAGCCACAGCCUCAUUACAUUUAUUCGCCUCGCGAACUGACGAGGUGGAAAGUGGCGAUCCAGGAGGUGGUAAACCAAUGGACUGCCGCUGACGAGGACUUCAGCACCAACUACCUCGUGCGACUUGCAAUGCACGAAGGCGAACGGAUUUUCGUGGACCGUCUCGUAACCCACGACGAACGUAUGUGGGGGCGGGAGACACUCGCACAGUGCUUCCGCGAACAGUUCGGAGAUGACGCCAACUACGCCUGGCCCAUCCUGUUCACUCAAAUGUGCGGCGAGGUCUGCGAGGAAGUUGACCGCGAUCGUGUGCGACAAUUCUUGGCCUCGAAACUGCAAACCUUUUACGAAGAAGAAGCCGCUAUAAAACUCGUCUUGUUCGAUGAAUGUCUCGAACACGUACUCCACAUAGAUCGAGUACUCCGCCAACCUCUGGGGCAUUUACUACUUGUUGGCGUUUCGGGUGUAGGCAAAACCAUCCUCAGUCGCUUUACAUCCUGGAUUCAGGGACUAGAAAUUUUCGAGAUCAAACCAGGUCGCGACUACGGCUUAACCGACUUUGAGAAUGAUCUGCGCACGGUCAUGAAACGCGCGGGUGUUAAGAGUGAAAAACUUACCUUCAUCUUCGAUGAAUCAAAUGUAUUUGGUCCUGGCUUCUUGGAGCGGAUGAAUGCAUUGCUUGCCAGCGGUGAGGUACCCGGAUUGUUCGAGCAAGACAGUUUAGCGCAAUUGCUCUCGGAGUGCCGAUCAGUGUUCGAGAACGCGAGUGAUGAUGACCAAGAAAUAUUUGCGACUUUUACACACAACGUACAAAUUAACCUACAUAUUGUCUUCACCAUGAACCCGCAGAACCGAGACUUCUACGACCGUAAGGCCACCUCCCCGGCCCUCUUCAACCGCUGCGUUAUCGACUGGUUCGGUGACUGGAGUCGUGAAGCUCUGUUUGCCGUCGCGGAAGCCUUCGCUACAGACUAUGAGCUGGAAAAUGAGUCAUUCGAACAAGGCGCAGCCCCCGACGGUUCCCCGGAGGAACACCUGGCUACGGUCGCGGAAGCAGUAGUCUCAAUUCACGAGGCGGCCCGCAGGAUGACGGAUUGUAUGCGAGGCGGUCCUAAGAAGUCCUUCUACUGCAGUCCACGCGAGUUUUUGGACUUGAUUAAGCACUUGACCAAAUAUGUAAACGAGAAGCGCCAAGCGGUCAUGGACGACGAGAAGCACCUCAACACCGGCUUGUUCCAGCUGCAGGCCACGGAGAAGCAGGUCGAGGAACUGCGGCAGUCACUGAGUACCAAGGAGACGGAACUGGCUAAGAAGCAGGCCCUCAGCAAGCAGACAAUGACGGACAUCAUUGCGCAGAAGACGGAGGCGGAAGAGAAGAAGGCCGAGGCGCAAAAGCUGACCGCUGCGCUCAACGAGAGCGAGAGUGAGAUUAAGGAGCGUAAGAGCAAAGUACAGAAAGAGCUCUCGGAAGUCGAACCGCAACUGAAAAUGGCACAGGAAAAGGUUCAGAGCAUCCCGAAGAGCGCGAUCGACGAGCUUAAGAGCCUUUCGUCACCGCCGGCCGUCGUCAAGCUGGUCCUGGAGGCGGUAACCAUCAUGCUUACCAACGCCAAGGACAAGGCAGUUACCUGGGAGGAGUGCCGCAAGACGAUGCAGCAAGGCUCGUUGGUGAACAAAGUGUUGACUUUCGACCACGAGUCACUGGAUAGCCAGACCGUUCAGAAGAUCAAGGCCAAAUACCUGAGCUCGACCGAAUGGAAUGAAAAUAGGGUGGCCCAGGCCUCGCGGGCGGCAGGACCGAUGGCAUCUUGGGUAACUAGUUCCAUCACGUACGCAGACAUCAAGUUGAAGGUGGAGCCUUUAUCGCAGGAAAUUGCACAGCUUGAAUCAGCUCUGAAACAAAAUAAGGAACAGCUGGAACGUACGAACAAGCUUACACGUGAUCUGGAGGAGCAAUUGACGAAGCUACAGAAUAAGUAUGCGGAAUUAAUCGCCGAAGAGCAGGCUAUCGGGAGCGAGGUGAAAAACGUGACUAACAAGAUCGCCUCAAGCAGCGCUCUGCUGGCCAAGUUAUCUUCCGAACAGGAACGGUGGACCACGAGCAGCAAGGCUUGUCGCAGUGCAUUCCAGACGAGUGUGGGUGACAACUUAUUGGCUGCUGCGUUCAGCACGUACUUGGGUUUCUUUGAGCAGAGCGAUCGUGAUCGAUUAUUGGCGAUGUGUAAGGCUAAACUUGAAGAGUUAGGUAUCAGAUACAACAAACAGCUAAGUCUGGUGGAAUACUUGAGCGAUAGCAAGGAACGUUACCGGUGGACAUCUGCAUUGGGUUUGAGUAACGAUCAGUUGUCUAUAGAGAAUGCUUGUAUUAUGCUGAAUCAUAUCCGCUACCCGAUAUUCAUUGACCCGUCAAAUCGGAUUGUCGAAUUUUUAACGAAGUUGUAUGGUGAGAAUAAAGUACUCAAGUCGAGUGUGAGUCACCCGCAGUUCGUGAAGCACUUGGAGAGCGCGCUGAGAUUCGGAAAUACACUCAUCAUUCAGGAUAUCGAACGCAUGGUACCCGUCCUAGGUCACAUUUUGAACCGUGAGACUCGUCAGCAUGCCGGACGCACCCUGGUGAAUGUGGGAGACACAGAAGUGGAUGUGAGUCCGGAAUUCCGCUUAUAUUUGGUAACGACUAACGGCGAGAUUAACUUGACGCCCGACUUUUCUUCAAGACUAACCGUAAUCAACUGUUGCAUAACUCCCAGUUCUCUCAAGGCGCAGUCAUUGGAUGCUGUGCUACAGUGUGAACAUCCAGCUGUUGACAAACGAAGACGAGACGCACUUCGUCUUCAAGGUGAGACCCGAGCCAAAAUAAGGGAACUUGAAUCUGGUCUUCUACAGGCAUUAUCUAAUGUUAAGGGAAGUAUUCUAAAUGAUGACGUUGUCAUCAAAACUCUUGAAGAUAUCAAAACAAAGUCUGAACAGGUUACCAAACAGGCCGCCAAUGCCGACCAGGUCUUUGAGGAAGUCAACCAGGUUACCAAUCAAUAUAUUCCUCUCGCCAAUGCCGCAACCAUGGCGUUCACCGCACUCGACCAUAUGAGCUCAAUACAUUGGCUCUAUCAAUUUGACGUCAAUCUCUUCGAAAAAAUAUACAUGAACACAAUACAAAACCAGAGCAAACCUGAGCACCAAAUUAAUGACUCACAACGAGCAGAAUUACUCACCGAUGUCUUCUUCCUCACUGUCUAUCGUACUUAUGCCCUCUCCAUGCUCUACAACCAUCGACUUAUCUUUGCACUCGAACUCGCCCGAAUUCGCUGGGAAAUAGCCAGCGACCAUAAGAAGCUUUCAGAUCUAGACGAAUACAAAGUUCUUGUCGACGUUGCCAACGUACCCGAAAUUACGCCGGAGAGUCGUUUAAGGGAUGACAACAUUGCUGCUGCUAUCGGUCGUUGUCCUAGUUUGAAAGGUUUUAGGCAGUCCGUGGAGGCUCACCCGGGUGAAUGGGAGACAUGGGUUGCGGGUGACGGAUUGCAUUUGCUGGAUCCGCCGAUGGAAUUGCUGGAUUCGGAUUUGCGUCUAUUACAGAUGUGUGUCCUGGUCAAGUAUUUGCGGCCGGAUCGUCUAUCGGCUGCGUUGUCUGAAUGGAUCGUGUCGGUGAUGGGUCCGAUGUUCAGGAACCCGGUGGAGUUCAGAGCGGACGGGUUGGCUGAUUUGAUUAAGCGAGACAUCCUGGAGACGAAUCGAGUGCUGUUGUUGGUGUCAUCGCCGGGAUUCGAACCUGCGCAGUUGAUCGGUACUGCUGCUAAGAUGCUGAAUCGGCAGUGCCAGUCGAUCGCGUUGGGUAGUCGGGAGGGUUACGAGAUUGCGGAGAAGAUGAUGAAAAAUUGUGCGCAACAUGGUCACUGGCUCGUCCUUAAAAACGUCCAUCUCGCGGACAAGGAGUGGCUGAACAACCAGCAUAAACUAAUUCUCAAAGCGAGCUCCGGUCGUGGCGGGUCGGGUGCUGGUUCGAGCGGCUCGGGUGGUGGUAUUGAAGGAGCGGAUCCUGGAUUCCGGUGUUUCAUGACGACCAUUUUCAAAGAGGAUAGUCUCCCUUCCGAGGUGCUGAAGCGGUCGAUGAAAUUUGUAUUUGAGACACCCAAAGGGCUAAAGAGCGCACUGGAACGCACUUGGAACAACCACGUGAUACCGCGGCCAAGUUUAGGUCUAAUGGUGGAUCGUCUGUACUUCUUGUUAGCCAUGAUGCACGCGAUUGUAUUGGAACGUCGCCGGUUCGAGGACAUCGGAUGGACAAAGCCGAUUGACUUCAGUGACGCAGAUUUGGUGUGUGGAUUAGAGAUAAUUGACGAGUGGCUAAGCUCACGGGAUGGGGUCGUGCCUUGGGACGCCUUGAGGGAGUUAUUGUGCACUGCCAUCUAUGGAGGACGGGUGGACAGCAAGGAGGAUUUGGAUGAGCUCAGUCGGAUUGUUAGUGCAGUCAUAAACGAGAAGCUUCUGAAUCCUAACAAAGAAAUACGACUAGGGGACAAGGGAACCGGUUUAAAAACUCCAGAGGUGAGCAAAGACCGGUCCAUGUACUCGAAGUGGAUCGCUGAUGAAAUACCAGCCGAGGAGUCACCCGAAUGGUCUGGGCUUCCUCACAAUGCCGAAAAUAUACUGAACGAAAAACUCGGUCUUCUUCUUAUAGACUCUUGGGAAAAACUACAUAUUAAUUCACUCGACUCCCUGCAAGACUUUAUCUAA